GCUGUGCUGUUCGCACACAGAAUGUAACACCAGCCGCCUAUGAACUCGUAAAGGAAAACAUCAAAGUUUUCCGACCUUCCUGAACUCCGCCUAUUUGGCCUUGUAUGGCUGCACAGAGGAUUCGCCGACGUUCGGGAAUUCCGCCUCUCGUUCCUUUUUUAGCCCAGCACGGGGACUGCCAGACAGCCAGUAUCCGCCUCUCAUGCUUAAUUAAGCUACACAAAGGACUUAUCAACACUCGGAGCGACCGCCUAUUUUACCAAAUAAGGUCGGGCUACCCAUACACGGGGAACAAUCGAGCAAAGUGUACCCUUUCCCUUCCUUAUCCCGUUUAUAUGGUACUGUGACUUCCGCCGUUGCUGUAAGAGCAGUGCGAUCAUGGCGGAGCGCGUUCAGCAGCCCCCAGCUAAACGGCUCUGCUGCCGACCCGGCUAUAACCCGACGUGUAGACAGGGACAGCGGGCCGGAGGAACAGCAUGUGGUGGUCCGGGGACUGCCCAGGGGGGAUCGGGCAAAACCCAGAGCCCGGAGUCGCUACUGGACAUCGCGGCAAGGAAGGUAGCCGAGAAGUGGCCGUUUCAGAGGGUGGAGGAGCGUUUCGAAAGGAUCCCGGAGCCCGUCCAAAGGAGGAUCGUCUACUGGUCUUUCCCCAGGAGCGAACGGGAGAUCUGCAUGUAUUCUUCCUUCAACACAGGCGGAGAGGAGAGUGGGGCCGCCGCGGAAAACAGCGACGAGACGCGGCUGCCUUUCCGACGAGGCAUCGCUUUGCUGGAGAGCGGCUGCGUAGACAACGUACUGCAAGUCGGUUUUCACCUCAGCGGCACGGUGACGGAGGCCGCCACGCCAUCGGAGCCCGAGGUCGUCUGCAACGUGGCCAUCAGCUUCGACCGCUGCAAGAUCACGUCCGUCACCUGCGGCUGCGGCAACAAGGACAUCUUCUACUGCGCCCACGUGGUGGCGCUGUCCCUGUACCGCAUACGCAAGCCCGACCAGGUCAAGCUGCACCUGCCCAUCUCAGAGACGCUCUUUCAGAUGAACCGCGACCAGCUGCAGAAGUUUGUACAGUAUUUAAUCACCGUGCACCACACGGAGGUGCUGCCCACCGCCCAGAAGCUGGCCGACGAGAUCCUCUCCCAGAACUCCCAGAUCAAUCAAGUGCACGGGGCCCCGGACCCCACGGCGGGGGCCAGCAUAGACGACGAGAACUGCUGGCACCUGGACGAGGAGCAGGUCCAGGAGCAGGUGAAGCUCUUCCUGUCACAAGGCGGUUACCAUGGCUCCGGCAAGCAGCUCAACCUCCUAUUCGCCAAGGUGCGGGAGAUGCUGAAGAUGAGGGACUCAAACGGGGCGCGCAUGCUCACCCUCAUCACCGAGCAGUUCAUGGCCGACCCCCGCCUGUCGCUAUGGAGACAGCAGGGGACCACCAUGACCGACAAGUACAGGCAGCUGUGGGACGAGCUAGGGGCCCUGUGGAUGUGCAUAGUCUUAAACCCGCACUGCAAGCCGGAGCAGAAGCUGGCCUGGCUCAGACAGCUGAACAAGUGGAACAGCGUGGACGUGUGUCCCUGGGAGGACGGUAACCACGGAAACGAGCUGCCCAAUUUAACCAACGCCUUGCCUCAGGGCGCGCACGCUAACCAAGAUUUGGCCAACAGGCCCCACCGGACGGUCUUCACGCGAGCCAUCGAAGCGUGCGAUCUGCACUGGCAGGACAGCCACCUGCAGCACAUCAUCAGCAGCGACCUCUACACCAACUACUGUUACCAUGACAACACUGAAAACUCGCUCUUCGACUCCCGGGGACGGCCCCUGUGGCACGAGCACGUCCCCACGGCCUGCGCCCGGGUGGACGCCCUGCGUUCCCACGGCUACCCGCGGGAGGCACUGUGGCUCGCCAUCUCCAUCGUCAACACCCUGCGGCGGCAGCAGCAGAAGCAGCUGGAUCUCUUCCGCGCGCACAAGAAAGAGCUGCUUCUUAAAGGCGUGACCUCAAUCACGAACCUGGAGGGGUGGGUGGGGCACCCCCUGGACCCCAUCGGCACCCUGUUCAGCACCCUGACGGAGACGGGCCGGGGGGACGACGACGGCUCGCCGGGGUUACUGGACUUCUCAGAUGGGGGCGGUCCGGCCAAGUGCUCGGCCCCGCAGCCGUUCCUGGCGCAGCGGCUCCUGGAGGAGGGCGAGACUUGCCUGUCGCUGGCGGUGGAGAUGGCGCUGGUGGGGCUGGGGCAGCAGAGGAUCAUGCCCGACGGGCUGUACGCGCAGGAGAAGGUCUGCCGCAACGAGGAGCAGCUCAUCUCCAAGCUGCUGGAGGUGGACCUCAACGACCACCUGGUCAAGAUAUUCCGCAAGCAAGCAGUCUUCCUGUUAGAAGGCAAGGCACGCCCACCGUCCUCGUCUCAGCAGCCUCCUCACAGAGAGAGCGUUCCCAUGCACACCUUCGCCAAGUAUCUCUUCACCUCCCUCCUACCUCACGAUGCUGAACUGGCGUAUAAAAUUGCACUGAGAGCCAUGCGGUUACCAGUGUUGGAAUCCACGGCUCCGACAGGCGACAUGUCCCGGCCUCACCACAUAGUGUCGGUGGUUCCCAACCGCUACCCGCGCUGGUUCACCCUCAGCCACAUCGAGUCGCAGCAGUGCGAGCUGGCCUCCACCAUGCUCACGGCAGCCAAAGGCGACGGUCGACGGCUCGAAACAGUAUUAGAGUCCAUCCAAAAAAACAUCCACUCCUCAUCCCACAUCUUCAAGCUGGCCCAGGAUGCCUUCAAGAUCGCCACACUCAUGGACAGCCUGCCUGACAUCACUCUGCUCAAAGUCUCCCUGGAGCUGGGUCUUCAGGUUAUGAGAAUGACGCUCUCCACGCUGAACUGGCGGCGGCGGGAGAUGGUGAGGUGGUUGGUCACGUGUGCUACUGAAGUGGGCGUGUUCGCGCUGGACAGCAUCAUGCAGAGCUGGUUCACGCUCUUCACACCCACAGAGGCCACCAGCAUCGUGGCCACCACGGUGAUGUCCAACAGCACCAUCGUGCGGCUCCACCUGGACUGCCACCAGCAGGAGAACCUGGCGGGCAGUGCCCGGACGCUGGCGCUGCAGUGCGCCAUGAAGGACCCGCAGAACUGCGCCCUGUCGGCGCUCACGCUCUGCGAGAAGGACCACAUCGCCUUCGAGACGGCCUACCAGAUCGCGCUGGACGCCGCCGCCACCGGCAUGAGCUACACGCAGCUGUUCACCAUCGCCCGCUACAUGGAGCACCGCGGCUACCCCAUGCGGGCCUACAAGCUGGCCACGCUGGCCAUGACGCACCUCAACCUCAGCUACAACCAGGACACGCACCCCGCCAUCAACGACGUGCUCUGGGCCUGCGCCCUCAGCCACUCGCUGGGCAAGAACGAGCUGGCCGCCAUCAUCCCCCUGGUGGUCAAGAGCGUGAAGUGCGCCACCGUGCUGUCGGACAUCUUGCGGCGGUGCACGCUCACCACGCCGGGCCUGGUGGCCCUGCACGGGCGGAGGAACUCUGGGAAGCUGAUGUCGCUGGACAAGGCCCCGCUAAGACAGCUGCUGGACGCCACGAUCGGGGCGUACAUCAACACCACGCACUCGCGGCUGACCCACAUCAGCCCGCGCCACUACAGCGAGUUCAUCGAGUUCCUGGGCAAGGCCCGAGAGACCUUCCUCAUGGCCCACGACGGACACAUCCAGUUCAGACAGUUCAUCGACAACCUAAAACAGAUUUACAAAGGCAAGAAGAAACUGAUGAUGCUGGUCCGAGAAAGGUUCGGUUAACCAGUGUUUCUGCCCCCCCCCACCCCCCUCUUUUUACUUGAGCCCCCCCCGGCCUUUGUGCCCCCUUUUUAAAUUAAAAUGAAAAAAGAAAAAAAACGGACGAGGAAAAAAAAAAAAACGACAAAAAAUAAAACGACAAAAAACACUAACAGAGCCACACCGGUAUUAUGUGUGCAGAACUAUUUAGUUCGCAAAAAAAAGAGAAAAUUGUCAUGUUGUGAAAGUUUGUGUGUUUUUCUUUUUAUUUGUAUGAGUGAGAGAGAAAGAGAGAGUGUGUGAAAGAGAGAGAGAGAGGCAAGAGAAAAACAAAAUGUUUUGGUUUACACUGAGUAUAUGUUGUCCAGUGGCGAAAGUCCACAUAGCUCUCCUGUUACUUCUGAAAGCAUUCACAGCCUCAAAAAAAUAUGGCUUUAAACCAAACAAAACACCUCCAUCCUAAGUGACAAGUACCUCGUAUGGAUCCAGCUUUACUCCUUUGUAAUCCAUUCUCACAUUUCAGUGUAGUUUCAAAAAGAAAAAAAAAACGCAAAAGGAUACAACCGAAAAAAAAAAUACAGAUUUUACUUUGAAAAAAAGGAAAAUAAAGAAACAAAAAAGAACCAGAGAUCUCCAACUCCAGGCUGAUCACAUGGCUUUGCAGUGCUGUUUGUCAACAACCACAACAACAAGAAACAACGGAAGCGUGUCACACUGCUCAUUUCGUGUGGAAACUUAGCGACUGUCAACAUACAUUCUCAGGGAUUUCUCAAGAAAAAAAAAAAAAGAAACGAAAAAGGAAGAGUGAGAGCAUUUAUUGUACUGUAUAUAUGAUAGUAUAUGUCUGAAUAUUGGAGAAAAAAAAGUAUACGUUAACUAAUUUAUAAAGAAUAUUCUAUGUAAUGCAAAAUACUUGAAGCUGCAGUAGCUUGGUUUUAAACAGAAACAUAUCAGAAGGACCUUGCACCAGGGCUGGCUCAGGUGGUUCAUUUAUACGCUGGGCAUCUAUGCAGAGUCUCCUAUUCAACUGCAUGAUCGGACUGGUAUAUAUUUCAACACAUAAAUGGGGUAUAUUUUGUAUCUGCGUACAAAAUAUAUUUCUGCCGUACACACACACACACACACACACACACACACACGUAAAGGGCACCGUAGAUGGACGAAGCAGAGCAGUGAGCCUUAGCAUAAAGAUGCCAGGAUGCAGGACUUGGUAUUGUGAUACAGGUCUUUUUGCCUCCGAGCCUAGAAAUGUAGAUCCAACAUAAACAGGCUUAACAGAGUCAACCUUUUCUUUUUUUUUUCUUUUCUUUUUGUAAAAACUAAUCAACGUUAAUCUGAAAACUACAGAAUAAAUUUGGCUUCACCACGUUUGCGUCUAUUUUCCACAGUGAACAAAAACAAAACCAACAAAAAAAUGUUUUUUCUGAAAGCUCCAUUUAUGCACAAUAACAACCACACCGAUUCUGCAGACAUCUUGACUUUGUGCAGGACUGAAAGUUGCUGUGUAGGUCUGACUGUUCUAAUUUAAUUAAAUUUUUUUAAAACGCUUUUUUCCUCUUUUUUAUUUUGUUUUUUUCUCUAGAAUUCCUCAAACAAGAACAGCCUUCUUUCUUGCCUUGUCUUAACGCUUUAAAAUAACCAAACUGGAGUUCUAACAACCAAACUUGUUCAUUAAAUGAAAAGCCAACCAACUUUGGUUACAACUUUAGUGUCUUUAAUUUUAGCUGAAUGGGUCUGUAUUUUGUGCUUUAAAAAGCAGUUUCCUUAUGUUUUUUGGUGCAAAACGUUGUCUAGUGUCUCUUGUUCUCUUCCUUAGAGGUAUGUCUGUAGCUCUUUUUUGUUUAGAAACAAAAUAUCAUGUUUCUCAGUUUUAUUUAUUAUGAUAGGUAAGCGAUUGUUCUUCAUCACCUGUGUCAACAUGCUCAUGAAGUUGAAAUUAAGAUUUGAUACACCGAUAUCAAUUUAUUUAUGUAACUAAAUCACUGUUUUAUAAACUUGUUAAUGAUUCAACAUUUUUUGUUUUAAUUAAAAUUAGUUUUUUGAGAGGUAAAAA
Molecule: messenger RNA, 5812 nt
Organism: Anguilla rostrata (American eel)
Lineage: Eukaryota; Metazoa; Chordata; Actinopteri; Anguilliformes; Anguillidae
Gene: zswim6
Product: zinc finger, SWIM-type containing 6
Exons: 14
Coding region: 379-3783 (1134 amino acids)
Cellular component (GO): Cul2-RING ubiquitin ligase complex
Source: RefSeq, a predicted model, not a curated record